Messenger RNA from Coregonus sp. 'balchen', 2172 nucleotides. Lineage: Eukaryota; Metazoa; Chordata; Actinopteri; Salmoniformes; Salmonidae. The record is from the annotation of a GenBank genome assembly.
AUGGCUGUGCCGGGGAACUCACUACGGAUACUGCUUCUCGGUGCGUAUUUUACGCUGACGGUCGGAGCAGACUGCGGGAAGGACUGCGCGCUCUGCCUCAACGCUCUACUGGAGCAUCAGACGGCGAUUACCACUCUGGUAGGUCAGGUACAUUUGGACAUGUUUUAAAGCAUAUAUUUAAAGUAAAGUAACAGGGUGCUACUUUUUCCCGCGUCUAACUUUUUCGUGGGGAAAGAAUUCGCAGUAGGCUACGCACCUGUGUUUUUGGUCACAAAAAUACGCAAUGGAUAGGCAAUGUUCCUUGAGGUGCGUGUAUCCUUGGAACACGACUUUAUUGAACUAUUUUUCAUUUAUUUUGAUGCAGGCAGACAAUGUAAUACCAAUUAAAUUAGGCAACCCAUCAUUUUUAAUGCAUCAAUAUAACAUUAAUUAUUCGUGUCGGUUGGAUUUUAAUCAAGGCUACAACUUGUGUUGUUGGUCUAACUUGCGACAACAUGAGACCUCAAGGCAUUUCCUUUCGUCACGCUUCAUGAAGUUUUGAAUUUUGAUGAGGAUUUGGUUUCAUUUAUUACAUAUAGCCUGUAGUAAAACCAAGACUGUUGCGCAUCAUCAAUUUCGCGGGACAUUGUCACUUCGAUUCUUGAAAUGUAGGCUAUUAAAGGCAAUUUAGGAGUGUCUGAAUCAAUGUUAGAUUAGCCAUUCAAUAGUACUGGCCUAUCCCAAAUGCUCAACAUCGAACUAAAAUCUAAAAUCUUACCACAAUGGCAUGAAUUCAGUAUCUCCAUCAAACCUGUCUUUAUUUGUGGCCCUUAUAUGUUUUAGCUCCAUCAGGGGGCAGCAUGUUAGUCGUUAUGGGCUUCAAUACAGCCUCAAUCAUAUUUUCAUGUGAUUCAAAUACCCCCAAUAAGAUAAACAUUUAAUUUGAGAAGUUUAUUUUCUCUUAGAUAAUGUAUUCAGAAUUAUCUGUAGGCUAUACAAAAGCACUGUUCUCUUCUGCUUUGACAGCUCAGACAUAAAAAUACACAUUUACGAGGCAUUAAAUAUGUAGGCUUUGAGGAACAUCAGGCUUUGAGGGACCUCUUUGAGUAACAGGCUUUGAGGAACAUCAUGUCUCAUUAACUGUGUUUCUAAAAAGCGGUAAAAUGCACUAGAUAAAAGUGUCUUUCCAUCUGUUUCAAUUUAAUGACUCUUAAAACGAGUAGAGCAUGAACAUCACAUUGGUAUAGGCAAAUAUAAUGAAUUUGUUCAUACAUCCAACCGUGUCUCUCCGACAAUGGAGAGAGUAGCAGCUGCACCCAGAGUAUCUCAUGCACCCGAUUUUGACUUGGAGAGAGUAGCAGCCGCACCCAGAGUAUCUCAUGCACCCGAAUUUGACUUGUUUGUAUCCCCUGUUAAAUAUUGUCCAAUUAAACAGUACUCUAUACGUCAAAUGUGCCUUUUUGUGGCAAGAAAUAUAUCACUAUGUCACUCCAGUGAAUAUAUUGCUGCUUCACGUCUGUGUACCAUGAGCCCCUUGAUAGAGACAAGUCUCCAAUUAAACUAGAUUUCCAGUAAGAAAUGGGUUUGUGAGCCUCUCAUCCACCUCUGUGUUUUGAGGUUCCUCUUCCCUUCUUGUCUUUACAGACAUGCUCAAUAGAAUGUGAGGGCAGCCUGGACACCACGAAGCUCCGGCUCUGCCGAGACAUCCUAUUGAAGGAGGAGCGUGUCGCAGUAGAUGAUGUCAAACAGGAAGAGGUGCAGGGCCAGCAGCACCAACUGGCCAAGAAGUAUGGCGGCUUCAUGAAACGCUACGGGGGGUUCAUGAUCAGGAGGAGCUCACCCGUAGAGGAGGGACGAGUGCAGGGAGGAGAGAACAGCCUGAUGGCUGAGGAAGACGACAUCCGUCUGGAGAUCCUGAAGAUUCUGAAAGCAGAGGCUGAGGGCCAGAGGGAUGGGGAGGUGGCCAAGCGCUAUGGGGGUUUCAUGAGAAGAGGGGGGGACUUGGGGGGCCUGGAGGGGGCGGGCAGGCCACUGAAGAAGCGCUAUGGGGGCUUCAUGAGGAGGGUGGGGAGGCCUGAGUGGCAGGAGGAUCAGAAGAACCAGGGGGGUCUCCUGAAACGCUCCUGGGAGGGGGAGCAGGGUGACUCCCCCCUGGCUGAAAUACAGAAGAGAUAUGGAGGAUUCAUGGACUAG